AUGGGUCUAGCUUCCAAACUUGCCGCAGCGCAGGCUGCCUAUCCCGGUGGUCCUCCAGUACCUGGUGGUGGUGCUCCUCCUCCUGGAGCGGCUCCUGCUGGUGGAUACCCGGGCCAGCAGCAAUAUCAAGCAUAUCCAGGUGGUCCUCCGACCUCUGCUCCUGGUGCUGGUGCUCCUAGACCAGGUCAACCGGUAAGCGUGGUUCCGGUUCUUCCCACAAAUUUUAUUUUGGCGGCGUGA
Molecule: messenger RNA, 240 nt
Organism: Cladophialophora bantiana CBS 173.52
Lineage: Eukaryota; Fungi; Ascomycota; Eurotiomycetes; Chaetothyriales; Herpotrichiellaceae
Exons: 3
Coding region: 1-240 (79 amino acids)
Source: RefSeq, a predicted model, not a curated record